AGAAGUGAGGGUUUACGCACGCCACACAGAAUAUUUUUGUCCCGAUAAAUUAUUGAACUUUCACUCUGUGUAUGUGUGUGCUUAUAACAGUAAAGUGUUUAAUAAAUACUAAAAAUAAUAAUAUUUAAGUCUGCGUAUGUGGCAAGGUGUGUCGCACUGCGCUUUACUUUUGUAUAUAAGCUCUUACAUCUUCAGCUUUGAAGACACAAUCAAGCCAACCAAACACACAGCACAACAUGAAAUUCCUCGUGCUCUUCUUUGUCGCACUCGCUUGCGCACACGCCGUGAACUUGCCAUACAUCAUCUCCCGUCCAAAUGAUUCCAGCGAGGAGGAAUAUCGCGUCAUUGUGCCGAUCAAGGGCGAAACCGACGUAGAUUCGGUGAAAGUGAAAGUGCCACGUUUGCUCACGCCUGAUGUCAAGCAACAAAUUAUCAAACAAACUUUAGCUGCACGCGGUUAUGGUUCAAUUUUGGCCAGCACUACUGCAGCUCCGUUAUGAUGAGAUGAGCUCGAUCAGUUACAAAUGUCGCCAAUACUUUAUAGCUUUCAAAUAAGUAGUGUGCAGGUGUUGCCAGCUGUUGUGAGUGACCUAAACAACCCUUCGUGUCUGCAGUGCUUGUAGUAUCUGUCCUGUCUCUAAGUCGCAUUUGUUAUUCAAACAGCUCUCUUAAAC
This is a messenger RNA of Bactrocera dorsalis (oriental fruit fly), 674 nucleotides long. RefSeq lists its product as uncharacterized. The coding region runs from base 237 to 500 and encodes 87 amino acids. NCBI's taxonomy places the organism in Eukaryota, Metazoa, Arthropoda, Insecta, Diptera, Tephritidae. The record is from RefSeq and is a predicted model, not a curated record. The transcript has 2 exons.